Messenger RNA from Colletotrichum truncatum, 171 nucleotides. The record is from RefSeq and is a predicted model, not a curated record. NCBI's taxonomy places the organism in Eukaryota, Fungi, Ascomycota, Sordariomycetes, Glomerellales, Glomerellaceae.
AUGCGGAUAGGAAAAGCAGUGGUGGCAUACGGUGGCGCAUUUCCUGUUUUCACAUUUGGGUUCAUGGAAGUGUGCCCAGUCGAGGCGGUAAUAGAGAGCCUACAAUUUCCGCUGAGAAUUUUAAGCCAUAAAACAUUCAGCCUUUGGGCAACGGUGUACAUUGCCGCCUAA